Messenger RNA from Corylus avellana, 1730 nucleotides. Its product is annotated as protein MOS2. Gene Ontology annotation, cellular component: spliceosomal complex. Gene Ontology annotation, molecular function: nucleic acid binding. Gene Ontology annotation, biological process: mRNA splicing, via spliceosome. The record is from RefSeq and is a predicted model, not a curated record. Lineage: Eukaryota; Viridiplantae; Streptophyta; Magnoliopsida; Fagales; Betulaceae.
UUGCCUACCACGUCACCAGCUAGCUCAUCGGAUACCCUUUUAACUUCACUAAACCCAGAUUACACCACCGGCCAAACACCAGCUCUCAAUUUCUAGUUUCGUCCAAUUUUUGAAUUUCUUGUGUGUCCACACUAGUUUUACUCAGCCAACCAUGAAAUUCUCUCUGCAAUCAAAAUCCUCUGCAAAACCUAAACCAAUUCAACCAAAAUUCGAUGAAGCCACCAACAACGACCACCAAGAAUCCAAACACUUACAAUUCAUCACCCAAUUCGACGCCUCCGAAACCCUAGCCCGCUCCAACCAACCCAAGAAUCCCGUAAUCCCCCCUAUUCCUAACCAAUGGAGGCCCCACAAGAGGAUGAAGAAUCUGGAACUUCCCAUCACCUCCAAAUCCGAUGCCUCCGGGGCCCUCUCCUUCGAGCUCGAAUCACAGGACCCCUCCCGCCACGGCCCCGAUUCCAACAUCUCCUACGGUCUCAAUCUCCGCGAGAAAUCGGAAUACAAGGACGAUGGUGAACGGCUACGAUCUACUGCUCCUGUUCCGGUUGAGGCGGCGUUGCUCCAGAAGCUCAAGGACGACCUGGAUAGGCUGCCGGAGCAUCGCGGCAUGGAGGAGUUCGACGAUGUCCCCGUCGAGGGCUUCGGCGCCGCCUUGCUCGCCGGCUACGGAUGGCACAAAGGGAGAGGGAUCGGGAGGAACGCCAAAGUGGACGUGAAAGUGGUUCAGUACGAGAAGCGGGCGGACAAGCACGGCCUAGGGUUUAUCAGCUCCGACGAGAGAGACAAAGAGGAGGAGGCCAAAGCCAAAAGGCGCGACACGGAAAGGAGGUCCUCCAACGCUGGCAAACAGAGUACGCGUUCGAAAGUAGUAGAGGAAGAUGAAGAAGAACCGAAGAAGGCAAAGGCGAAAAAGAGUGGACAAGUGUCGUGGCUGAAGAGUCACAUUCGGGUGAGGAUAAUAAGCAAGCAACUCAAAGGAGGAAGACUCUACUUGAAGAAGGGGGAGGUUGUGGAUGUGGUAGGACCAACCACGUGUGAUAUAUCAAUUGACGAGAGUAGAGAGCUCAUUCAAGGGGUCUCCCAGGACCUUCUUGAGACGGCGCUCCCUCGCCGCGGGGGACCCGUGCUUGUUUUGUAUGGUAAGCACGAGGGGGUGUACGGGAAUCUGGUUAGGAGGGAUUUGGAACAAGAAUCUGGCUUGGUUCAGGAUGCCAAUAACCACGAGUUGCUCCGUGUGCCACUUGAACAAAUUGCUGAGUAUAUUGGGGAUCCCAGCUGCCUUGGAUAUUGAUCACUGUCUAGAUGUGCAAGAGAAUGAUCAGAGUUUGAUGAUGUUACAAUUGAAAUGAAGCACAAACAAGAUACCUUGGUUCGGCAGGCAGCAUUGUAUUCAAGUGUAUUGUCUUGAUGUAUUACAAGAACAGCCGAGGCUGAAAUUAUCAUAAGCAGGGUCAAAUGCUGCUUUCUUAAAUACUUUUUCUAGUUGAAGUACACAUAAAAGUUUCAUGUGCCCAUGAAGCAGGAAAGAGAGAGAAAAGGGGGUGGCACUGAAUACUACAAAGUAGCGGCAGCAAUGAAGUCGAUGCAUGGAGGAUGAUGAAGUCAAUUAACGCAGAGGGAAAAAUAGAGCUGUUUUGUUUCCAAAUACAAGAGGAGAGUUACCUAUUCCCAUGAAAUUCUAAACCCCAUUAAGUACCAACUAAAGAUUAAAUUUCAUUUUUCUAGUGAUA